This is a messenger RNA of Nylanderia fulva, 477 nucleotides long. RefSeq lists its product as uncharacterized. The record is from RefSeq and is a predicted model, not a curated record. Lineage: Eukaryota; Metazoa; Arthropoda; Insecta; Hymenoptera; Formicidae.
AUCGGUUCCAUACCAAUGAUUCAGGCGCCAAGCAAAUUACCAGAAGAACAUCGAGAACUCGCAGGUAACAUUAUGACGUUAUCGUAUACUACUGGAUUGACCAUCGAAUCUUUAUUGGCGUAUAUGAUGGAUGCCUGUCUCGGCCCGUCUGUGCAAGCUAAGGACGUGUGCGCGCAGUUGGCGAAUAGUCAAAUUUUGACGACCCCGCUCAGCAACGUGACGGCGAGCAUUCUGAUGAACGGGAUAUCUUCCACUUUGCCCGUCGUUGAAAGAAUGACGACGAUGCCGAAGGCGAAGACCACUGCCAAUGUGCUAACUACGAUUCUGAUGUCCACGUUAUUGUCGAAUAGCACCGUAAGCCUACUAAGCGACGAAGGGGCGCUGAAUGCGUCCACGACGGUCUUACCGAAGCUCUUAGCUAAUGUUACCACUUCGGCAAGUAACGUGAUUUUGCAACAUUAGGACGCAUAUGUUUGC